Tremella mesenterica DSM 1558 is the source of this 4062-nucleotide messenger RNA. RefSeq lists its product as uncharacterized. Lineage: Eukaryota; Fungi; Basidiomycota; Tremellomycetes; Tremellales; Tremellaceae. The transcript is spliced from 12 exons. The record is from RefSeq and is a predicted model, not a curated record. Bases 1 to 4062 code for a protein of 1353 amino acids.
AUGGCGGAUAGACAAAUGGAUCAACUACAAUACCUCUCCCAAGGUCUCGGUUCCGCAUUCGAAUACAAUCCGAUGAUGUAUCCCAAUCCCCCGCGGGGAGGUGGUUUUGUUCAAGGUGGCAAGAAUGGCGCAGGGUCUGUAGGGGAAAUAGAUCCUGCUCAGCUCAACGCACGGCUUCAAGCUCUCCGACUUCAAGCACAAGCUUCUGCAGAAUCGCUUCAACAAUCUCAACCUUCCGAUCCCUCACCCACCUUACCUGACAAACAUCAUCCCACAGGUUACCAACCGAUCCACGAGUUACUGCAACCUCUUGAAUACCCAUACAACAAAUACCCUUCUGUGACCUCUCUAGGACCGGACGAUAGCGUCUCCAGAUUUCAGAAGAUGUAUAGACCUUCUCGGAAACCUGUCCCAGAAUCAUCUGGACAGUCUCUAUCAGGUCGAAGGGGAGGUACGAAUAUCGAUAGAGGAGAUGAAGGGGUGGAUUACGAGCCUGCGGAGCAUGAUCAUCUGGAUAGAGGAGAGACGGGAAGUUAUGGAAGUCAUGGUGGUGUGACUAGGGAUUCACCUGGACCUGACGCUUUGGAGUUUGAUCAAAUUACUUUGAAUCCCACCAGCGUAUGGACAAGUGGGACAUUAGCGGGAAACAUGUACACAAUGCGAGAUCGCCUUAUCCAAACUGCUGAAGAGCGAGAACAAGCCAAGCACUCCGAACUGCAUCGUCAACUAGAUGAAACGGCCAAACUUGCCGGUGCUCUGGCCAAACUCGAAACGGCCGAACAGCAAUUGCGUGGGUUACAGGCUACCCUCAUCGCUGAACGAGUUGCUAGAUCUCAAAUCGAGCAAGAGGCAGAGACUAGUAUGAAUCACAUGCACGAUUGUAGUCGGGAAUUAGGGGCUGCCGUUCGAGCACUCAGGAGGGCGAAAGAGGAGGGAAAGAGGACAGAUGAGGAGAGAAGAAGAAUGCAAAGAGCGUUCGAUGAAACGGUGAAUAGACUUCACAUAUAUCAUGAAGCUCUCGAAGUGCGUAAAGCUUCUGAGAAAGGUAGAGAAGAAGGAAGAAGCGCCGCUUUGGCCGAAAUCGCACAGUGGUUAUCCUCAGAACCACCAAUUCCUGGCAUGGCUCCACUACAGUCCAUUCCUCCUGCUGUGUUGCACCAAACGCCGAUGAUGCAGCCUGCACAACAACUCUACCCCCAAGUCCAAGUUCAUCAUAUGUACCAGCCACAACAGGUACAACCGCAAUCUUACCAAUCUCCACCAAUGCAAGACACUCAACCUCAACAAGCACCGAUGCAGAUACCAAUGACCAGUCCGCCUCAACAAAAUCAGAGCUAUGCGCCUCAUCCAAUCUCACCGACGUCACAGCUGCCUCAACAGAGCUUCGAACAGAUGUUCCAUGCCCAACAAGUCCAACAGGCAUUACACUCUCAGCAAGCUCAGCAGGCUGAACAACUUCAACAGUCGCAAUCACCGCAACAAGUACGACAGGGCUCACAAACCCCACAACCGAUGACGUCUCAACAAAAAGGUCCCACACCACCGCCUAUGAUUUCCCAGCAGACCGGUCAGACACAAAUGCCAAUGAUGCCACAACAUACCGCUCAAACUCAACAGGAUCGUGUACCAAUGACAAAUCAACACACGGGACAAGCCCAGAUGCCGACGACGCAGCAACAAUUCGGUCAGAUUCCUCCUCCCCAGAUGGCUUCACCGACCGGUCAGCCUCAAAUGACGCAGAAUGGUCAUCCCCAGAUGGCACAGUUGAAUGGUCAAGCUCAAAUGCCGCAAUUCGUCAACGGAAUGAUGCCCCUCAACCAACAGGCUCAGACUCAGCAACACCCCCAGAUGUUAGCAGUCCCAAUGGCUAUCGAGCUCGUUCCAGCCGUACAAACCUUCCAACCGGUUAUGAUGUCCACUAACCCGGCUAUGAUUCCUCUUCCCAUGACGACCCAAACUACCUACACAGCACUUCCUCAACCCUCUCGACCUCCCACUGUCGGUCAUCGAACACCACAUCAACCUCCUCUCCAGAUGCCUCAGGCUCAGUCGACAUAUACCACUCCUGUACGUACACAACCACCCGCUUCAGUACGAAGUAAAUCCCAACGUGCACCACCGGCAGUAGCUUCAAACACUCUCUCCGUUCCCCGCGUGGAGUCGGUUUCUCGACCAGGAGCGGCUGAAUCUUACUUAGAGAAAAUGGAACAGGAUUCAAUGGUACAGUCCCUCUUACGAAAUGCACCCUCAAGGACAAUUCAUACGGAUAGAUUCCCUUCUGACGAUUCGGACCAUUUCAGAAGUAGCAGUGAAAAACCUUUACCUGAUCCUAUGGCUAGAGUUCCUCCUCCUCCGUCAAAUCGACACGCACCUUCCGUCACUCCCGGUAGAGGUCCAGGUAAAUCGAAGGCUCCCUCAGUCAAUAGUCGAGUGCCAGGGAGGAGAUACAGUUUGAUAGAAGGUUUACAUGCCCAUGCGCACAGUCAACCUCAGACGGUAGAUGGUGAUAGAUAUCCAAUGUUCGCAAAAGGUGCAGGGACAAGUGUGGGACCUUCUAGACAUCCUUCGGCUGAAUCAUUAGAUCCUGUCAAUGUACCUCUUCCUGCGUCCGCGAUGCAAACUCCUGCAACACAAUAUAGGAACGACUAUCAUACCGGUCCCAAUCAUCGAAAUCACGGACCACCAUCUCAUGUCCCCUCACAAUCGGGUCACUCAAGAACCCGUUCUAGAGUUGCAGGUGCAUUGAGGAGUGAUGAAGAAUUAGGACCGGAAAUGAUGAGUCCGCCAGAGAGUCAAGUGCCUCAAUCGCAAUACACCCAUCAUACGCAACAAACUCAGCAGAAUCAACAGUUCCAGCAGAACCAGCAUGGGCAGCCGUUCCCUCACCAUCCGCAAGGUCAGAUGCAAAGGAAUACUAUGCAUCCUCAAGGAAGAAGAAAUUAUGCUCCUUCCAUGCCACCGUCCCGACCUAGACCUCAGGUUGUUCUGCCCCAACGACUCGGUGCUCCUGGUGGGAAAGCAGCCUCCGACCACCCACACGCCGGAUAUCGUCGACCAGACUUAGGAGCGAUGUACGGUCGUGAUCUCGCUGCGAGACUCACUGACCAGCUUCCUGAGCCUAAAAAUGCGUAUGAAGUGCCAAACUCUCAUCCGAUGUAUGUACCUCCUGGUAUGGCUCCGGCGGCGGUGGGAGGAGGUGUGGAGGAUGUUCAAGGACCUAGACAUAGUGCGUUAGGAUUGGAAGGAAUAGAGAGUCGGGCUCAAAGUGUCAAAGCUCCUACUAUCAACAUUCAACCUCCCUCAAACUCCGUUUCACAAUUAGCCACAGCACGUACGGCUCCUAUGUCUUUACCUUCCAAACCACAUGAUCAAUCCCGAGCUCCGACCGAAAGGUCUCAAAAUCAAGGAGGGGCUGCUCAAUCUUACUUUUCACAAAACGUUCAACCGCACGAAAUACCACUUCCAAUUUCUAGAGCACCCACACAACCUUCCAGACCAGGUACCUCUCAAGAACAAUUCAGAUCAAUUUCAAAACCACCUACUUCUCAAGGGAAUUUUCAAAAUGGGAUGAGACAAUUACAACCACAUGAAUAUCCCUUACCACCAUCAAAAGCACCAACACAAGCGGCUUCUCGUCCUCCUACCUCUCAAGGGAAUCAUGGUAGAAGAUUCGAACCACAUGAAGUACCUUUACCUCGAAGUAGAGCUGCAACGAAUUAUACAGGGGUUUCACCACCUGAAUCUGGGGUAUCUCCUGAGGAAGCCAGAGGGAUGAGUAUGGGUGGGAAUACUUUAGAUCAUGCUGUUGGAAAACCUUUACCGGAUAGUAGACCGACUACUUAUUUUGGGACGGGAGUUAUGGAUUUAGUUAGUCCAACCGGUACUGCGAAAUCAAAAGGCAAUAUCAGAAGGAAACCUGUUCCUGAACCUUUCUCCAGAGCGUCUUCGAGAGCUGCUACACGUGCUCGGCAAUCGACCCACGCGCCGACAUUAGCGACGAUAGAAGAUAUGACAGAAGAAUCCGGUGCUGAGGGACGGUCUCGUGUUUCACGUGUUCAAUAA